AUGUCGAAUACAAUUAACGUUAAUAUAAAGUCAUCUAGUGAUAAAAAGUUUAUCAUUACUAUUGAAACCAAUAAAACUGUUUUAGAUUUAAAAAAUGCUAUUGCUGAACAAACAGAAGUUCCUGCUGAAAGACAGAGACUUAUUUAUUCAGGCCGUGUACUAAAAGAUCCUGAUACUUUAGCAGACUGUAAAAUUGCAGAUGGUAAUACUGUUCAUAUGGUAAAGGCAACACCAAAUACAACAAAUAAUACUACACAGCCAUCACAAGCACCUAAUUCUAACCCUUUUGCAGGAUUUGCAGGCAUGCCUGCUGAUUCUCAAAGUAAUCCUUUCAAUAUGUUUGGUGCAGGUUUCGGUGCAGGUGCGAUGGGAAAUAGUUUUGGUGGAUUAGAUCCUUCCAUGACAAAUCAAAUGUUACAAAAUCCAUUAUUUGCUCAAUACAUGUCAAAUAUUUUACAAAACCCUGCUAUUCUUGACUCCAUUAUCCAAACAAAUCCUCAACUAGCCAGUAUGGGUCCUGAAAUUCGUGGCAUGAUGCAAAGUCCUGAAUUUAGACAGAUGCUCUCAAAUCCAGAAAUGAUUCGACAAAUGGCAACUAUGGCUUCUACAUUUCAAAACAGUGGUAUGGGUGGUAAUCCCUUUGGCGCCAUCUCUACUCCUUCACCCACUCAUACUAAUAAUCAACAACAACAACAACAACAAAACCCUUUUGCUAGUUUCGGUAACGUGCCCCCUAUUGAUCCUCAAUUACAACAACGUAUGGCUGCACUUUUUGGUUCAAGUCCAGCACCUGUUGAUAAUCGUCCUCCUGAAGAACGUUUUCAAGUUCAAUUACAGCAAUUAAAUGAAAUGGGUUUUUGGGAUGCUGCAAAAAAUAUUAGAGCCUUAACUGCUACAGGAGGAAAUGUUAAUGCUGCUAUUGAAAUGCUUUUCAACGAAAAUCCUUAA
Molecule: messenger RNA, 948 nt
Organism: Cokeromyces recurvatus
Lineage: Eukaryota; Fungi; Mucoromycota; Mucoromycetes; Mucorales; Mucoraceae
Exons: 2
Coding region: 1-948 (315 amino acids)
Biological process (GO): ubiquitin-dependent protein catabolic process
Cellular component (GO): cytosol
Molecular function (GO): polyubiquitin modification-dependent protein binding
Source: RefSeq, a predicted model, not a curated record